AUCAGUUGGGUGCUGAAGCAGAGAAGGAGGAGGAGGGAGCGGGGAGCAUUGGCCUGAGGGAGGGGAGCCCUUCAUGUUAAGGAGGGUCCCUUAUUGCGGGAGCUGCGUAACAGGUACAGAGGGAUCAGCCCGUGUCUUGGGCAGCUGGAUUUAUCUACAGCUGGAUGUGCGCCCGGGGAUAGUGGAGCUGUCAGUAUGAGUGCCGUAUCUCAGCACCAAGCUGUUCAGAGCCCCCUGGAUAAGCCCUUGGGAAAUGCAAUCCUGUGCAACAACUGUGGGAAUGCCUGUAAGGGAGAGGUGCUGCGGGUGCAGAGCAAAUAUUUCCAUAUUAAAUGCUUUGUGUGUAAAGUGUGUGGCUGUGACCUUGCCCAGGGGGGCUUCUUUGUCAGACAAGGAGAUUACGUGUGUACUCAGGACUACCAGCGACUGUAUGGAACCCGCUGCUUCAGAUGCGAUGAAUUCAUCGAGGGAGAAGUUGUUUCUGCACUAGGGAAAACCUACCAUCCCGGCUGUUUUGUAUGUGCGGUAUGUAGGAACCCUUUUCCCCCUGGUGACCGUGUUACUUUCAACGGCAAGGAGUGCGUCUGCCAAAAAUGUACCAUGUCUCCAACGGUUGGAAGCGGCAACUUCUGCAUCCAGGCACUUCGAAAUUGCGGCGGUUGUGGCUUGGAGAUAAAGAACGGACAGUCAUUGGUAGCUUUGGAAAAACACUGGCAUUUGGGAUGUUUCAAAUGCAAAACCUGUGGCACGCCCCUGAAAGCAGAGUAUAUCAGCAAAGAUGGAAUUCCAUAUUGUGAAAUGGACUAUCACGCUAAGUUUGGCAUAAAAUGUGACCACUGUGAGAAAUUCAUCACAGGUCGAGUGUUGGAGGCUGGAGAAAAGCACUAUCACCCAACGUGUGCCCGAUGUGUCCGUUGCAGCCAGAUGUUCGCAGAAGGCGAGGAGAUGUACCUGCAAGGAAACUCAAUAUGGCACCCCAUAUGUAGGCAGGCUGCCAAAGCAGAGGAAAGGAAUAAGGAGACAAGAACAUCCUCGGAGAGCAUUAUUUCAGUACCUGCAUCAAGCACAUCGGGGUCUCCGAGUAGAGUCAUUUAUGCCAAACUCGGGGAUGAAAUUCUUGACUACAAGGAUUUGGCGGCCCUGCCUAAAAAUAAAGCCAUCUAUAAUAUUGACCGUCCUGAUAUGAUCACCUACUCUCCAUAUAUCAGUUACUCUGCAGAUGACAGACAUAGUUAUGGGGAGUCACCUCAGUUGCUCUCUCCAACACCUACAGAGGGAGACCAAGAUGAUCGGUCACUUAAACAGUACAGAGCUUCCAGCCCUAGCUCGACUGGAUCUUUGGGGUAUGGUCGUUACACCCCUACCUCCCAUUCUCCACAGCAUUACAGCAGAACAGCUGGUACCCUGCCUUUUGGUACCAGCAGCUGCAUCUCCUUGUCCCAACACACAAGCCCUACAUCUACAUUCAGGCAUCAUUACAUCCCUUUCUUCAAAGGCAGUGAAAGCGGCCGGAGCACGCCCAGUCUAUCCAUGUGCUCAGACAGCAAAUCUUCAUCUUCUUCCUAUCAACAAGCGCCUAGGCAUUUCCAUAUCCCAGACUCUGGAGUUAAAGAUAACAUCUAUAGGAAACCCCCUAUCUACAAACAGCAUGCAUCAAGAAGAUCUGAGGGAGACCAAAUCAAUUUAGAUACAGACAGCAGUAAGGUAAAAACAAGUUGGCUGAUUCUUAAAGGAGAGGUUGACGCUGACAGUAAUUCCACAGAUACAGAUUCUCAUAGUACAAGAAACUACAGAGAUGUGUCUCAGAGGGUGCCGGGAGAUGCUAAGCAUUCGGGACUGCCUUAUUCCAAGUCUGCAUCACUUCCUGGCUAUGGGAAAAAUGGACUCAACCGAGCUGCCAAUUUUGGGGAAUUUCACCUCGAUGACGACUCCAGCUGGGGCAUGAGAGAGUACAAGGUAAGAGACGUCAGCCGUGCGUCCAACUCCUCCCCACCUUACAAGGUCUAUCCCUAUGAAAUGCUCCUCGUCACCAACCAAGUGAGGGUGAAGCUGCCCAAGGACGUGGACAGGACCAGACUGGAGAGGCACCUAUCAGUGGAGGAAUUUAAGCAUGUAUUUGGGAUGACUCUCGAGGAAUUUGAUCGGCUGGCGCUUUGGAAAAAGAAUGACCUGAAGAAGAAAGCGCUGCUUUUUUAGCCCCUUUUUCCUGCAAGCGCAUUGACUCCCCUCCAGCCCUACCAGAACUGCAACUCCCCAGGCUGAUUUGUGAAGACAAGACUGUUCCACAUGUGCAUGGCCAGCUGGUUUACUUCAGUUCCUUCUGGUCCAAGCCAUAACCCCUCACUGUAUGUUGCUUUAUUUGCAGUCCUGGAUCAGCCCACAGACACAAUGCUAUAGAGAAGUGUAUCUCUGCUACAAGGCAAGCUCUCAUAUACUUAUUGCUAUCCCUAUUGCUAUUAAAGGGGCAGUGCACAAUA
Molecule: messenger RNA, 2477 nt
Organism: Xenopus laevis (African clawed frog)
Lineage: Eukaryota; Metazoa; Chordata; Amphibia; Anura; Pipidae
Gene: ablim2.L
Product: actin binding LIM protein family member 2 L homeolog
Exons: 22
Coding region: 196-2196 (666 amino acids)
Biological process (GO): lamellipodium assembly; cytoskeleton organization
Cellular component (GO): cytoplasm; actin cytoskeleton
Molecular function (GO): actin binding; actin filament binding
Source: RefSeq, a predicted model, not a curated record